Messenger RNA from Candida dubliniensis CD36, 576 nucleotides. RefSeq names its product peptidylprolyl isomerase (gene CPR3). Gene Ontology annotation, biological process: protein peptidyl-prolyl isomerization; protein folding. The record is from RefSeq and is a predicted model, not a curated record. Bases 1 to 576 code for a protein of 191 amino acids. Gene Ontology annotation, molecular function: peptidyl-prolyl cis-trans isomerase activity. The transcript has a single exon. Lineage: Eukaryota; Fungi; Ascomycota; Pichiomycetes; Serinales; Debaryomycetaceae.
AUGUUUAAGACGGCUUUAACAAAACCAUUGAGCUUGAACUCUGCUAGAUUUUUUUCGACCACUCCAAGAGCUUUCGGGACUAAAGUUUUUUUCAACACUUCCAUCAAUGGUGAGAAGCAACCACCAAUCACCUUUGAGUUAUAUGAUGAUGUUACUCCAAUCACCGCUGAAAACUUUCGUGUUUUGUGCACCGGUGAAAAAGGUGUAGGAUACAAGGGAUCUAUUUUCCACCGUAUUAUUCCACAAUUUAUGCUUCAAGGUGGUGAUUUUGAAACUGGUAAAGGGUAUGGUGGUUAUUCGCCAACUCACAAUAAUGAUAAGUUCAACGAUGAAAAUUUCAUCAAGAAGCACGACAGACCAGGUUUGUUAUCUAUGGCCAAUGCUGGUCCCAACACCAACGGAUCUCAAUUCUUUAUUACUACUGUUCCAUGUCAUUGGUUGGAUGGUAAACACGUUGUCUUUGGUGAAGUUGUCGAUGGGUUUGAUGUUGUUAAGAAGAUUGAAGGCUGUGGUACUUCUAGUGGUACUCCUCGUGCCAGUGUCGUUAUUGAAGAGAGUGGUGAAGCAGAGAAAUAA